AUGCCGACAAGCCAAGCCUGCCGUGGGCCCGGCUUUCUGAAGCCACAAUGCAUCACCAGCACGUCCGACAACGGACAAGAAUCCACCCGGGGUAACGGCAAGGACACGCCAGCCGGCCAGGGAUUUCCCAGCAUGAUGUGUGUUUCCACCUAUCGGCAUGCCAGAACGCUUAGCAGCGGAAGUAGCAGGGGAAGGCCACCGGAUCUAGGAGAGGCGAUUCGGUUUCAAUUAGAUGCCGUCGGCACAUCCUCCUGGGACAGGGUCCAGGUGAGUUGGCGAAGCGCUUCGCCAGCAAGAAAACACGACGUCACGACGUCACCCGAGCUGCAUCUGCUCACAUCAGACCUCGCCGGCCCGGUCUGCUGCGCUUGCAGAGCAACGCUUUCUUAG
Symbiodinium sp. CCMP2456 is the source of this 390-nucleotide messenger RNA. NCBI's taxonomy places the organism in Eukaryota, Dinophyceae, Suessiales, Symbiodiniaceae. The record is from the annotation of a GenBank genome assembly.